AUGAAAUCGAUGCUUCAUAUUAUGCAGAAAAGAGGUUCAGUUGUAUCGAUGGAACCGUAUUAAAUUGAUAAUAAUAUUUUAGCAUAAAUGAUGGAAUGGAUAAAGUAUAAGAUAAACAUUAGGUUGUUCAAAGUUAUGUAGAAUAAGUAAAUCCUAAAACUGCAAUUGCAAUAGAAAAAGAAGUAUUAAAUAUAAAUGAGAUUAAAUUAGGAAGAAAGAUUAAAUUAAAGAUAUUUUCAUUUAAUGAAUCAAUUAGAGAGAUUAAAAUUUUAAAUAGUAAAGUUAGAAGAGAAAAAGAAAUCAUAAGAAGAGUAAUUAAAAUGAUUAAUAAGAUUAGUCUUGAGAAUCAUCCAUCAGUUAAAGAAGUGGUUGCAGAAUUACAUAAGAUUUCUAAGUAUGAAAAGGCUUUGAGUGAGAACCAUAGUAAAAUGGUUGAUGAGAUUAAAUAAAAUAAAAUGACUAUUAAUUAAUUGAAAUAGACUGUAUAUUAAAAAAGAAUAGAAAUAAGAGAUACAGUAAGAGAUUCAUUCAGAAUAUAAGAAGAGAUGAUAAAAAUAAAAUAAGAGAAAAGAACAGUUUCUAGUAUUUAUAAUUAUUAAUAAGUUGACAGAAAUAGUGUAGAUAUGUUUUUAACAAUACCAGAAACUUCAAUACCCAAACAAUAGAUUUUACCAUCUAUUCCAUUAAAAUAGAAAUCUAAAAGUACUUUACUUAAUAUAAUGAAAAAUGUGUAAUCAAAUAAUUAAUAAGAAGUAUAUAUGAAUAAUAUAUUCUUUGAAUAGAAAAUAAAUGAUAUAGUAUACAUUUAUCGUCAAGUAUAAGAAUUAAGAUCUAGAACAUAAUAAUCUACUCGUUUUAUUUAGAAAGUGACAAAUAGAUAUUGUUAAAUUAGAAGUUUAUUAUCUGAAUGUGCUAGUAUAUCUAUAUAAAGUUUUAAAAAUAAGUAAAAGAUUACUAAUAAAAAUGGUUAUGCUAAUUCUAUUUAUUUUGAUGUAAGUACUCUAAAUAACAGUAAAAAUGAAAGUAGCAUUAUUAAAGAAAGGAAAAUAUAAAACAUUUUAUAUGAUACUUUAUAAUAAAUAAUGAUUGAUCUAAUUGAUUCAUAAUAAAAGACAGAUUUAAAUGGAUCUUCUAUUGCAGAUUCGAUGUAUUUUAAUAUUAAGAUUUUAGAAUUCGUAAUUCAGUAAGUUAAGAGUAAUUCAUGCAAUUUACAUCAGUUUAAAUUUUAGGAUUGCUUGCUUUAUAACCUAGAUUAUUGACUGAACUUUUAGGAAUCUUUGAUUUAAAAUAAAAAUAGGUUGGACUUUUAUGCAAUAAAACAAGACAAUUAUAAAAAUAAUUAGAUAUUGAAUAAUGA
Paramecium pentaurelia is the source of this 1357-nucleotide messenger RNA. Lineage: Eukaryota; Ciliophora; Oligohymenophorea; Peniculida; Parameciidae. The record is from the annotation of a GenBank genome assembly.